AUGACUAUCUCUACUCCCCUCAUCACUGUCUUUGGGGCCACUGGCAACCAAGGUGGUGCCGUUGCUAAAUCGCUCCUCAAGAACCCAUCCUUCAAGGUUCGAGCUCUCACGCGAAACCCGGAUUCGGCUGCAAGCCAGGCGCUGGCCGCUCAAGGGGCGCAGAUCCAGCAAGCCAACGGUUUCAGCAGCGAGUCCAUGCUGGAGGCAUUCCGUGGUUCCUGGGGUGUUUUUGUGAAUAUCAAUUCAGAUGACAAGGAAAUCAAAUCCCAAGGUCUCACGGAAUUUGACCUGGGUAGAACAAUCGUGGAUGCAGCAGCCGAAGCUGGAGUCCGCCAUUUCAUCUUCAGCACUGGCCCAGACUGCCACGCAAUUACCCAGGGAAAGGUCAAAAUGAACGCUGCAGACAGCAAGUACAAGAUUGAACAAUACGCCCGCCAGAUUGAGCGCUUUGAGUCUGUCAGCUUCAUUUGCGCUGCUUGGUUCCUAGAGAACUUCCUGGUCAAGGAGAUGGCACCGAUCUUUGGCGGAUUCCCCCAUGUGCCUGAUUCCGAAGGAUUUCUCACCUUCGUCGCUCCUAAAUGGGGUGGGAAGGAGGACGUGCCCUUCGUCAGCAUCGCUGAUGAUUUUGGGGAUAUUGUGCAAGGCAUGCUUCUUGAUCCUCUACGCUGGAACGGCCAGGUUAUCCACGGCUGCAGCGAUAUCUGUAGCUUUGAGGACCUCGUGUCUGGUUUUGAGAAACUGAGCGGACAGAAAUCCCGCUUCCAGCCGCUGCCAUCCUGGGAGGAUUUUGACACUCACGGAAUCCCCGAGUUGCAAGACACCAAGAUGAUGUUUGGCUUCACGCAGAACAACCAGGGCCGUUACUUCGGGCCUGAGCCGUCUGAGAAGAAUACGGCAAGUGAACUCAAGCGGGUUACGGCAUUGGCGCUUGGUCAGCCUGUAGAGGCACAGAAACUGACGACAGCAGGGGAGUGGUUCCAGAAGUACUUUCAGUUUCAGUAG
Messenger RNA from Aspergillus clavatus NRRL 1, 1002 nucleotides. RefSeq names its product NmrA/HSCARG family protein. The coding region runs from base 1 to 1002 and encodes 333 amino acids. The record is from RefSeq and is a predicted model, not a curated record. NCBI's taxonomy places the organism in Eukaryota, Fungi, Ascomycota, Eurotiomycetes, Eurotiales, Aspergillaceae. The transcript has 3 exons.